Molecule: messenger RNA, 1405 nt
Organism: Lingula anatina
Lineage: Eukaryota; Metazoa; Brachiopoda; Lingulata; Lingulida; Lingulidae
Molecular function (GO): serine-type endopeptidase activity
Source: RefSeq, a predicted model, not a curated record
AUGUUGUCUCCAAUAUCCACUGCAACAAAGGCAGCGACUGGCGUUUCUGUUGCUCUAUCUGUUGACCACAGCUCAAUUCAAACAUUUCCUAACGUCUUAGACAGUGACAUCUUGUCUACAAUAUCCACUGCAGCAACGGCAGCGACUGGCGUUUUCACCCACACUGAAACAUCGAAUAAUUUCACCCACCUGUCAACAGAAAACAUUACCACUACCGCACCGACAAUUGGUGAGGGCAAUACAACGAUUCCAAACACUUAUACGACCAGCGUUCCUUCAGAAUGUCCACGUGUACCGGAGAUACCCCAUGCGUCUCACAACACUAACAGCACUGCCAUUGGGACUGUGGUAGAAUACACCUGUGAUGAGGGCUAUGCGCUGGUCAGUACGUCAACUUCCGGUGGCAUUGAGUGCCUGAACAACGGGACGUGGAGCACCUCCAACGUCCAGUGUGAACUGAUAGUUUGUACAAUUCCAAGCGAUGUUACCGAGAUUACUAUUGUCAGCAAACCCGAAAUUAUUCUGUACAAUAAAUGGGUAGCAUAUUCCUGCUUAAACGGCUUCGUUUUCCCCGAUGAUGACGUUAAUCGACGCGUCCGUUGUGUAUCUAAGACAAGGUGGAUCCCAGACUUUAUUGGCUGCAGCAACACCAGUUUAGGUCUUCCUAAAUCAUCCCGUCGUCUUGGAAACCCCCGCAUGGAGGCGCCACUGGCUGGAUUCAUAGGAACCUUUGGGCUAGCAAUAAUUGGCACCAUUAUUGCUUUUAUCGUUGCGACUGAUAUUGCCACAAUAAAACAGCAUCUGAGACACAUGAGAAGAAACCUUAGACUUAAACGACCGACUAGCAUUUAUAGGAAAUCAUACAAACAAGAAAAGUUCAACUAAAUGAAGGGAUUUGGCAAAGCAUGUAUGUACAUGCAAUUUCGUUUUUAGGGAACGCUGACGGGGUCUAAAUGAUCCACAGGGAUACUUUCACGGACAGUGAUAUUAGCUUUCACUAACAGUUAAAUGUCAAAAGAUCAUAUCCAAAUACUAAAUCGAGAAUAUGCAUUAUACAAAAAAGCAAAAGCAAAAAUGAUGAUGGAAAUAAAAACAGUAAGCAAACAAACUAAAUAGAGAAAAGUUGCCAUUGACUUUCGUUGCGUGCAUUAUAGAAAACAGAUGGAGUUAAUAUUUGACAACAAUUCAAGGCACUAAGCUUAUAUAGGGUAUUUUGUGUAUUAUAAAGAGUAUCUUUGUUUUAUAGGAGAGCAAAUUUGGUUCGUGUACAUGUAAUUGGUGACAUAGUGAUGGGAAAGGGCAUUGUUUAAGUUACAGAUGAAGUCAAAUCUUUGCAACUCAGCAGACCAAAUGCCACUUUUUAGUUUUGCAUAUGUGUCUUUAACAUGUGUGAAUUCCAUUGUUA